AUGGUUUCCAAGUUUAAGGCCUUCGUCGAUACCACUUUGCCCAACGACAUUCAAUAUCAACCUGCGAUGAAGGAGUUGGCGGACUUGGUCUACAACGACAUCGACCAGUUACCCAACACCGGCAAGUGCAGUACCAACCUUCUUAAGGCUAUUCAGGUGUCGCUCUUCUCGAUCCUCAAGCUCGGAUGGUGGUCAGCCAUGUCUACCCUCGUGGACUGCGUCCGCCUCGGCUUCGAAACGCCAUCGGAGUCCAAGAAUGUGUUCAGAGACCGCACGAUGCUUGAGCAGUGCCUCUCUCUACGUCCGAAGUACGUCGUGCGCCUCUUGGAACGCGCAAACACGCUCCUCGGCCUGAGCACCGUGAAGUGCACUGGUUGGCCUGAUGUCUUUCUCACCCUGUGGAAGUCGGCAUCCGCUGAUGUUGUUGCGGGAAUUUGUGCGUGUUAUUGCCAUUGUCACGGUGACACCCAGCGGUUUGAAUUCUGGAUAAUUUUGUCGAGACGCAGGCAUGCCGACGCCAACGAUGCCACGAAUAACUGGAGCGGCGGUCACUUCCUGUGCUCUCUCGCGAGCGCCGAGGGGUUUGACUUGGACAAGGCCAUGGUAAAGGAGGAGCUCGCACUCGUCGAGCAGCAGGACCUCGCCGUGGAUACCACUACCGGUCCGAAGGACGACGCACCACUAUCGGAGUUGUAUGCGCUCAGAGACCCAGCCGCAUUUUUUUCCCAAGGAGGCGUUUGA
Messenger RNA from Prorocentrum cordatum, 741 nucleotides. NCBI's taxonomy places the organism in Eukaryota, Dinophyceae, Prorocentrales, Prorocentraceae. The record is from the annotation of a GenBank genome assembly.